UCUGCCCUCUCUGGUAGUGUGUGGUAGUGUAGUGUAGUGCAUCUAAAAAGAACAGGACAACGUUUUCACUCUCUAUAAUCCUGCGCACUGAAAUACUGAACCGAGAUAUUUUUCCAACAUGACGUGAGUUGACAGUUGUUGACAGUUCAAUAAACUGAAAGCGGAGAUUUUGGAACACAACUAAUUCACAAUGAGUGAUUAUAAAAUACCGAUAAUUGAGCCAACUAUAGAUUACACAAAGGUGCCGCCUAUCAACCAAAAGCGAACGGUUUCCUUCAUUAAUCACUUUAUCACGCAUACCGUCAUGUUUCUGAAUAAAUUUGCCUUGUCCUGUGAGGAGAAACUGUUCAAUUUCGAAAAUAAAUUGCAAAAGUUAGAAGCAUCGUUAGAAAUAUUAGAAUCACGGUUAUCUUCUAUACCUGGUUUAGAACAAGAACAUCAUAAAGAAUCAAAUAAUGUUAAUGAAUAUAAUACAAAUAAAUUGGAAGAGGUGGAGGUAUGUGAGAUGGACGAGCCCGAUGACAGUGAAAUAAAGCCUAAAGACGAAGAGAAAGAGGUACAAUCUGCAGCUAAAGAUCCACGCUAUGAAAAAUACUUUAAAAUGUUGCACUUUGGAGUACCAAAACAAGCGGUUAAAUUAAAAAUGGAGCAAGAAGGAUUGGAUUCAUCUAUAUUAGACAAUCCACAACAAAUAGUUUCUAUACCACAAUUGUCAGAAAACAAUGAGAAUCAAGGUGAAUAAGUAUGAAGGUAAUUGUUCUAAUGCUAUGUGAUGUAUGCGCCAAUGCCUCUUAGGCUUAUUCGACAUUUUUGCAUUAUAAAAUAUAGAAUAAAGAAAAAAAACAUACAAA
This is a messenger RNA of Monomorium pharaonis (pharaoh ant), 851 nucleotides long. RefSeq names its product WASH complex subunit 3 (gene CCDC53). Lineage: Eukaryota; Metazoa; Arthropoda; Insecta; Hymenoptera; Formicidae. The transcript is spliced from 4 exons. Bases 191 to 742 code for a protein of 183 amino acids. The record is from RefSeq and is a predicted model, not a curated record. Gene Ontology annotation, cellular component: WASH complex. Gene Ontology annotation, biological process: exocytosis; actin filament polymerization.